Messenger RNA from Strongyloides ratti, 444 nucleotides. RefSeq names its product 40S ribosomal protein S16. Bases 1 to 444 code for a protein of 147 amino acids. Gene Ontology annotation, biological process: translation; maturation of SSU-rRNA from tricistronic rRNA transcript (SSU-rRNA, 5.8S rRNA, LSU-rRNA). The transcript has 2 exons. The record is from RefSeq and is a predicted model, not a curated record. Gene Ontology annotation, molecular function: structural constituent of ribosome; RNA binding. Gene Ontology annotation, cellular component: cytosolic small ribosomal subunit; ribosome. Lineage: Eukaryota; Metazoa; Nematoda; Chromadorea; Rhabditida; Strongyloididae.
AUGGCUGAGACCGCUCCACUUGUCCAACCUGUCCAAGUUUAUGGUCGUAAGAAGACUGCUACCGCUGUUGCUUUUGCUAGAGCCGGAAAAGGACUUAUUACUGUUAACGGACGUCCACUUAAUGAAGUCAGACCAGAAGGACUUAGAUUGAAACUCCAAGAACCACUUCUUAUUGUUGGAGAAGAUAAAUUCAAUGGAAUUAAUCUUAAAGUUAAUGUUAGAGGAGGUGGUCAUGUUUCACAAGUAUAUGCUAUCCGUCAAGCAAUGGCUAAAGCUCUUGUUGCCUUCUAUCAAAAGAAUGUUGAUGAACAAUCCAAAACUGAACUUAAAGAACGUUUUAGUGAAUACGAUAAAGCUCUUUUGGUAGCUGAUCCACGUAGACGUGAACCAAAGAAGUUCGGUGGUCCAUCUGCUCGUGCUCGUUACCAAAAAUCUUACCGUUAA